UUUUUUUAUAUAAAAUCAUUUUCAUUUUAAUGCAACGCGCGUAUGAGAAGCUUAUACGUUCAUUCAAAUAUAUAUGUCCUCGAUUAUCUUUUUUGAUCACAAGAAGAAAUGACGAAAUUACAAUAGAUACAAGUAGUACAUUAUGAUUCCGUGGCGUUGAUUGUAAAGUGGGCAUCGAACUGACAUACAUACAUAGAGGAAAUACUUGGCCAGCAAAGAUGGUGAAACGCGAAAAGACACAUGUGCAGUUUUAACGGUCCGAUGUCUAAAUUAUCAGUGAAUAAUCGCACGCGGAAGGUCAAUAUAUGCUUGCGGAGCAAUCAUCAACUGGUAGUUAAAUAAACUUAAUGACAUGAAAGAAUGAAACGAGAAACUGUCAUUACCUGUAUAGAACCAAACCGAGCGCAAACGAUGACGACGGUAUUGGACGGUAACUACCAACGUAUACAUCCUUACGAAGGUCAGGAAGAGGAUGCAGAUGAUGAAGACGAUCGCGAGGAGACGCCUCAAGAAUCGGGCGUCAUAAUCCACGUAGUACCAGAAGGAAACAAAGCGCGAUGGAAUCACAUUGAAGAUCUGGACUCAUUCUUCACACGAAUGUAUCAUUAUCAUCAGCAACACGGUUUCCUUUGUAUGAUGCUCCAAGAAGUUUUGGAAUUAUGGCAAUUUUUUUUCGUGGUCUUCUUUGUUACCAUCCUUUUUCACUGCGUCGAUUACAACAAAAUAUAUAAUGGUGGAGAUACUAAUGACACCAGCCACAAAAGCGACGCUAUAAUAUGUGUAGGAGAUUGUGUAAAGUCAAUCUCUUUAUUUUAUUGGAGUCUUCUUGUUGUCGCAGCCAUUUUCUUUAUUCUUCAAUUUGUCAAAGUUUCCUACCACUUGAUGCAGUUCUGGGAGAUCAAAAUGUUUUUCAACACAGCACUCAAAAUUGCCGAUAGUGAGUUGGACAAUUUCACUUGGCACGAGGUUCAAAAGCGAGUUAUAGAAGUGCAAAAAGAGCAAGAAAUGUGUAUUCAUAAAAGAGAACUUACAGAAUUAGAUAUAUAUCAUAGAAUAUUAAGACACAAAAAUUAUAUGGUGGCUAUGAUCAAUAAAUCUCUUUUACCAGUACGGUUAAAAUUCCCUAUUAUAGGAGAAGUUAUCUUCUUGACACGGGGAUUGAAAUAUAAUAUAGAAUUAUUAUUGUUUUGGGGACCAUGGUCACCGUUUGAAAAUAAUUGGCAUUUAAAAGAAGAUUACAAAAAAUUGAAUAAAAGGCAAGAACUCGCGCGAUUAUUGUCUAAACAUAUCUUGUGGGUCGGUAUCGCAAAUUUCAUCUUGUGUUUCCUUAUUCUCCUGUGGCAAGUUCUCUAUACGUUUUUCAAUUAUGCUGAGACUAUUAAGCGAGAACCAAGUGUCUUGGCAAUGCGCACGUGGUCCCUGUAUGGCCGGCUAUAUCUGCGUCACUUUAACGAACUCGAUCACGAAUUGAACGCCCGUCUCAGUCGCGCGUACCGUCCUGCUUCCAAAUACAUGAGCAGCUUUACGUCCCCGAUAAUGACAGUACUCGCCAAGCAUAUCGCAUUCGUCACUGGUAGCGUAUUAGCGGUAUUGUUGGUGAUAACGUUGAUCUACGAGCCGAUAUUCUCGAUGGAGCGCGUAGUUGCUUACAUGACUAUGCUAGGCGUUGUAGCGGCAGCCGCAAAGGCAGUAAUACCCGACGAAAAUCUGGUCUGGUGUCCCGAGACUCUUCUGACUGCUGUGCUGGCUCAUACACAUUACAGACCGGACAGUUGGCGGGGUACCGCUCAUACGCUAACCACUAGAGCUCAAGUGGCGCAGCUGUUCCAGUACCGCGCAGUACAUCUCCUGGAAGAAUUGAUUUCUCCAUUUGUUACGACGUACAUUUUGUGCUUCCGUAUGCGGCAUCGAGCUUUAGAAAUUGUAGACUUUUUUCGUAACUUCACCAUCGAGGUUGCCGGAGUCGGCGACGUGUGUAGCUUUGCCCAGAUGGACGUGCGCAAACAUGGCAACCCUAUGUGGCAGACUGUGACGCACAGUCCCGCAGUUUCUCCGUUGCAACAGGAGAAUCGUAGCGCCGGAUACGAUAAUCAGUAUGGUGUCGAUCCCGAUAAGUACGUGUCGAUGUCGAAUCAUUAUACUCAGGCGGAAGACGGCAAGACCGAAUUGUCCCUUAUACAUUUCACCCUAACAAAUCCUGAAUGGAAACCACCGUCCCACGCAGAGAAUUUUGUGACCGCUUUGAAAGAAAGAGCUAGAAAGGAAGCGACUGCGGAUUCUGAUCCUUAUAACAAUCCGCUUAUAGCCAGUUUAAAUAGCUUAUCCGGUCUUGGUUAUAAAGAACAUGUGUCGAAUAUUAUUCGAAGUACGAUAAAUCAAAUGAGUAUGCCCAGUAUGAGCAACGUUUUUACAAAUCAACCAAGCACAUCGACCACGUCAGUCGGCGUCGAUCGAUCAUUUGGCACAAAGUCUACCAGACGUCGAGGUGCAUCCAAGAAGGAGGGUCCGUUGCACAAUGAGAGAGGAUUCCUGUACGAUCUGCAACAGGGAAUAUCGAAUCAGUCACUAGGUGCUUCUGUAUUUGGAUCAGGCCACAGUUACAUCGAGACUCAUACAGAUCCGUCUAUACCUACGGAAUUAACUGCUGCCGAUAUGUCUUUAUCUACAUUGUACCUGCAUGAGCUUCAUCAUAGACAAGUAAGGAGAAGAGGCUAUCAGGAAAUGGCAACGAGAAGUAUAUGGCAGCGAAGUCCGGCUCAAGAGCUAGCAACACUUCCCGAAGUUAGGCAAGAAAGAGUACCGCUCCUAUUGCACCAAGAUUCUUCUUUAAGAAAAAACAGAGAAUCUUAACACUACGCUUGAAAGUUCAUUUAAAUAGCGUAAUAGAUUCUCGCGCAAUAAUCAUUUUAGCGGAAUAAAGUGAUUUUUACUUGUUUUAUUACGACGAAAAAAAUUCACAAUUUAUUUUAUCAUAAAUAAGUAGUCACAACACGUUCGAGAGUGAUAUCGUCUCGAUGUUAUGUAGAAAAUUAAUUACGUCUUCUAAAUAUUCUUAAUAUUAUAUAGUGCAGAGAAAAGGACAUAGGCUUCUUUCUCUUUCUUCUCUGCAUAUGGCCAACGAUUUAAUAACGCCUACUCUUAAUAUCAAGGACCUAUCUGAAAACUUAUAUUUUAUACAUAAAACAUUCAUACUUAACAACAAUUAUUUUAUCUUAUGUUUUGAUGUAAUUGUAGACUCCACAUAUAAAAAACAUUGAUUUAAGAGAUUGGACUAGUAUAGCACAGUCUAUAUAAACGCGCGAUAGAGAUUUUUUAGAAUUAUUUUUAAAAAAAUACAUAAGGUUCUUUUGCAUUAAGAUAAAUUAUAUAAUUUCUCGCUUCUAAUACCGUCACAUGAAUACAGUGAGGAAAUAAAAAAAAAAAAAGAAUAGAAAAGAAAACCUUUAAACUUCAACUAUUUUUUAAAAACAAGAGAAAGACAAAAAUUUUUCUGACUAGGCUAUACUGGCUUUUAUGACAAUCUAACUUUUUAAUUCAAUGAGGUUUGUUAUGCUAUUAUUAAAAGUAUUGAUAUAUAUUACACACACACACAUACACAUAAAAUUUUGUCAAAUAACGAAUAGAAUAUUUCAAAUUUAAAUGAGUUGAACGUAAAGAUUAGUAUAAUAUAGAUAGAAAACUAAAAGAGAUAAUACAUUUUUAUAUUCAAAUAUGAGAUAAACACGUAAUUUACAUGUCUGAUAAUUUUAAUGACCUCUCAAUGCCACGAUUCUCUAGUCAUACGAAAUUAAUAUCGCGCCGUAGCGUACUUCUCUUUUUAGACGAAGUGGUCCUAUUUAUUUUUAACAUUUUAUUUUUAUUACUAGCUAUUAUAUAAUAUAUAUACAUAUAUAUACAUAUAUAAAUAUAUAUGUAUAUGUACAUAUAUUAUACAUACAUGCAUACAUACAUAUACAUAUAUAAAUAUAUAUGUAUAUGUACAUAUAUGCAUGACGGCGGCUAAAUAUUGAUGGCUAGGGUAACUCGUAGAAUUACAUGUACAUAAAAUCGCGAUAUUUUGAAAUGCCGCGAUAACAAUUAUAGUUGAAAGACAAGUCUCGUCCUUCGACAUAAUAGAGGUUGUUACAAAGUAUAUUAAGACAAAUCUAGACUCUACUCUUUACUUAUCCUUUGUUUAUACACAACAUUUAGUAACUUAAUAAGAAAUCGAUGAUUUGUAAAAUGAAUUAAUAGGUAAUAAAUAAUAUUAAAUAAGAAAAUACGUUUUUUGCUAAAUCUUAUAUCGAUGUGAUUCUCAUGAGAUGAGAAAUUAGUGCUGUAAGAAACACAUCUGUAAUUAUAUCACUAUAACAGAAAUAAAUAAAUUUCUUAAUAAA
Formica exsecta is the source of this 4376-nucleotide messenger RNA. It is a transcript of the gene Atg9, whose product is annotated as autophagy-related protein 9A. The transcript is spliced from 8 exons. Gene Ontology annotation, cellular component: autophagosome; phagophore assembly site. The coding region runs from base 361 to 2850 and encodes 829 amino acids. The record is from RefSeq and is a predicted model, not a curated record. Gene Ontology annotation, biological process: protein localization to phagophore assembly site; autophagy of mitochondrion. NCBI's taxonomy places the organism in Eukaryota, Metazoa, Arthropoda, Insecta, Hymenoptera, Formicidae.